Molecule: messenger RNA, 638 nt
Organism: Boleophthalmus pectinirostris (great blue-spotted mudskipper)
Lineage: Eukaryota; Metazoa; Chordata; Actinopteri; Gobiiformes; Gobiidae
Gene: s100t
Product: S100 calcium binding protein T
Exons: 2
Coding region: 1-327 (108 amino acids)
Molecular function (GO): calcium ion binding; transition metal ion binding
Source: RefSeq, a predicted model, not a curated record
AUGUCUUUGCCUAACCUUGAGAAUGCCUCCACCCUGGAGAGCGCCAUGCAGCUCAUGAUCCAGACCUUCCACAAAUACUCUGGAAAUGAAGGAGACAAAUACACACUGAGCCGAGCUGAGCUCAAAGAGCUGCUCACCACAGAGCUGGGCAACUACCUGGGGAACGCCCAGGACAAAGAGGCAGUGGACAAAGUCAUGGGAGACCUGGACUCCAACAACGAUGGAGAGGUAGACUUCACCGAGUUCAUCAUCCUGGUCGGAGCACUCACUGUGGCCUGCAAUGACUUCUUCUUAGAAUACAACGAAAAGGACCAGAAGAAGAAGUGAGGAGGCCCAGAGGAACAUGCCCACCACUCUGCAAAGCAUAAGCUCCAGGGAGGGAUAGUGUGAGGGAGAGGGAGAGCCAGGGGUGGUGAGGGAGAGUGCAGUGGGUGGUGACCAGAGGACUCCUUCUGUGGCUCACACAAACACACACACAUGCACCAGCUGUAGAUGUGCAUGUGCGUGUGUGGGUUUGUGCCCCAGCGUCAUGUAGUAUUUACCACCUGCACGCCACAACCUGGAGAAUGCUGUCACUGUCACGUGUGUGCAUAUCUCUCUUGUUGUUUUGUGUCUUUUGUAACACUUUCAAAUGUAGA